AUGAGCACAUAUUAUUCUAGGAAAGUCAGUAUAUUGACGAUUAUAGUGCUAUAUUUAUUAGUUGGGGUUCCUGCAUGGUACAAACUCACGAGUAUUUUUAGGGUUAAAUUGCCAGUGCAUUAUAUUCAAUCUUUGAAUGACAAUAAAUUUCAAGACGUUCAUAUGGUUCUUCCUAUUUUUAUCAAAUCUACAAUCUAUAAAUUCCCUGAUAUUGAUAAAGCCGUUCAGACACAGAUUAAUUAUUUGUUGGAUGAGCAGAAACAAGUUAUUCCAUGGUCUUUGCAAGUGUCACAAUAUGACGAUGAGUUGAUGGAAAGUGCUAAGAAGCACAAUUCAUCGUACCAUGUAGUCGAGUUGAUUUUGGAUGAUGCUGUCGGGUUGGUUUUAUCGGAGGAUGAAGAUAAAACCAUUAUAUUUUUUGACGACGAGUCAGUCAUAACUAAUGAUCUCCCAUAUUUCAUUGCUCAAACUGUUGUGGAACAUGCAUUCAAAUUAGAAAAUGAGAGUUUGGAUAAACUAGUACUGUUCUCUAGAGCUAUAUAUUCAAUACCUUAUAGCCCUAAAGUGCACUUGAAUAUGUUCCUCUUAAAUGGUGACGGUGAUCCAAUUAGUUGGGAAAUCGAUUCAGUAUUGAAAACGCAUUUUACACCGAUGAGAGAUUUUGUUUCUCCGAUAGUUAAUUUUACAGUUGACACAAGCAUUCUUUACUAUAAUGAUUUGGGUUUAUCAUCGUUGGCAAAUACAUCGAAUAGUACGUCGGAAAAUAUCAUUAGCAAGCUAGAUUCUUUAAGUAUAACAAAACUUAAUGAUGUCAGGGAUUAUCCUACGUUAAACUUUGCAAUAGUGUUUCCAAGUAAAGAAUCAUUCCCUGGUGGAGUAAGUUUCAUUAAUACUCAAACCUUAGAUACUUCUGAAAAAGUCUCUGAUGUGAAAAAAUUGCAUUCCCAUAAUAGAACAAGUUGGGAAAGUUUUUUGAUACCUAAAUGGGGUUCUGUUAUUGUUAAUAAAUACCCAAUAGAAAAAAAUGGUGUCUUGAAUGAGGAAUUCAUGGUUAGUGUGAUAAACGCAUUUUCAAAUAACCUUUUAAAGUUAUUGGGAUUUCCAACUGCAUUGAAAGCAACAGAUAAUGCUACAAUUAGUACUUUCUACAAUUCAUUGAACUCAUAUAAAAGAAUAGUAACACUAUCCAACAUGGAUAAAGCUGUCACCACGUUGCAUACGUUAUCUACUAUGUUAGAGCGUUUCCAAAAUAUGCCAGUACCACAAGAAGUCCAAGAUGAUGUAAUUAGAUCUUUGGAACUUCGGUUAGAGAUCGUUGACAUUUUGAAUAAUCCUGAAAUAGGUGAUAGUUUAACUUGGAAUAAAGUCUUAGUUAUGAGUAAUGAAUUGGUUGAUCUUACUGAGAAGGCUUUUUUCAAUCAAGAAAUGAUUCAACAGAAUCAUGUUCCUCGAGAACAUAAACUUGCCGUAUAUUUGCCAUUAUUAGGUCCAUUGACCGUAAUGAUCAUAUUUUCUUUAAUGAAUAACAUAAAUGAAGAAACUUCAGGAGAAGCAAACAAGCAAGACGUGGGCGAUGAAGUUUCAAUUACAGACAAUUCGGAGAUUGAAUUAAUCCCUGAGGACAAAGAGGAUAGUUCUUCUACAAGCAUUAAUGAAGAUCACUAA
This is a messenger RNA of Tetrapisispora phaffii CBS 4417, 1665 nucleotides long. RefSeq names its product PIG-S family GPI transamidase component. The record is from RefSeq and is a predicted model, not a curated record. Bases 1 to 1665 code for a protein of 554 amino acids. The transcript has a single exon. NCBI's taxonomy places the organism in Eukaryota, Fungi, Ascomycota, Saccharomycetes, Saccharomycetales, Saccharomycetaceae. Gene Ontology annotation, biological process: attachment of GPI anchor to protein. Gene Ontology annotation, cellular component: GPI-anchor transamidase complex.